Messenger RNA from Planococcus citri (citrus mealybug), 514 nucleotides. RefSeq lists its product as uncharacterized. The transcript has 3 exons. Bases 1 to 507 code for a protein of 168 amino acids. The record is from RefSeq and is a predicted model, not a curated record. Lineage: Eukaryota; Metazoa; Arthropoda; Insecta; Hemiptera; Pseudococcidae.
AUGGGUAAUAUCUGGAGCAACUGUUUAUCCGUUUGUAGGCAAUAUUGCUGUGGUUCUGAUCCAUCGAAUGAAGAAAUCGGCUUGAUUGACGAUCCAUCUUCGUUUUCGACACCUCAAUCUGCCUCAACAUCAGCUGGAAUUAUGAGUCCUUUGUCGCUGUCAGCCUCCUUCGCCUCGCCUGUUUACAUGCCGCCGACUCCGUCAUUCUCCGGAGAUGGAGACUCAGGUUACAUAAGCCCAAUCGUCGAGCAUCCUACCAUAAACAGACUAUACAUGCACGUAUUAUAUAUGCCCGAAUUGCCCGAGGGCAACGUAAGCAACAAGGAAAAUAUCGCGCCAGUUUCGGCCAAUCCGUCUGAACUUACAAACGCGGUAAGUUCAAACCGUCUCUCGCGCAUACGUUAUGAUCGUGCAAAGAAAGAACGCGUUCAGAAAAUCAUACAGACGUAUCUUAGAUUCGAUAACGAAGAUAGCACGGAUGAAGAUGUUAACGAGAACGAGAAGUAAAAUAAUG